Molecule: messenger RNA, 4644 nt
Organism: Polistes canadensis
Lineage: Eukaryota; Metazoa; Arthropoda; Insecta; Hymenoptera; Vespidae
Product: endoplasmic reticulum metallopeptidase 1-like
Exons: 15
Coding region: 577-3228 (883 amino acids)
Biological process (GO): proteolysis
Molecular function (GO): metalloexopeptidase activity
Source: RefSeq, a predicted model, not a curated record
UCAUCUCUUUCCUUUUAUGUACUGGUACCUAUGCCGUUUACGUCAAGUCCAUGAAUACUAAAUGAUAAACGAAUGUUAUCAGCAAGUAUUUCUUCUAACAUCUAUUAUAAUUUUCAACUAAGGCAAUUAAUAGUUUCUUUGUUUUUUAUUAAUGUCAUGAGUAUCGAAUAUAUUCAUCGGCAAUGUCAAAAUUUUGCCAUAACCUAAUUUAAAUUUCAUUAAUAUUAAAUAAGAUUACAUAAAAAAGAGCUCAAUUAUAAUGAAAUAAUAAAAAAAAAGAUAAUUUUCCGAUUACCGUGUCACCAACAAAUAGUGACCAUUAUUUAACAAGUUGACUUUGUGUAAAUGAAAAUAAAUAGUAGAAGAACCAUAAAGGAAAAAAUAGGAUUUGUUUUGUUUUUUUUAGUUUAAAAAAAAAAGGCACAAACGUUGCUUUCGAUGCGGUAUUAUGCAGUCAACAAAGUAACGUGACACAAUUUCCUUCGUCAUAUUCUUCUUAUAUUUCUUUCUAUGCUUUUUUAAAAUUUGGCUCGCAUACGCUAAGAUAAAUAUAAUAUAAAUACCAAAUAAAACACCAUGUUUCAGAAAGAUGGAGUCAGAUUGCGUCAGAAUACUACACGCAGAUUCUUGGAUAGUAAUUCACAAGAUGAUAGGAUUAUUUUUAAGAGGAAAGAUAUACUGCCAAAUGAAACUCCACAUUUAUUUUUUGUGCUUACUUUUUUUCUAUUUCUAUCCUUCAUUAUUAUUGUGUUAGAGAAACAUUUACCAGAACCUUGUACGAUAGAAAAUGAAGAACUUUAUCCUGGUAGAUUUAUUGCCGAAAGAGCUCGUAAUCACAUAAUAAACCUUACAUCUAUUGGCCCACGAAUUGUUGGAAGCUAUGAGAAUGAAGUAUUAGCUGUUAAAUAUUUAACGACGGCAAUUAAUGAAAUUGUCAAUAAUAUGCAUGAAAGUCAUAAAAUUACAAUCGAUAUUACUAAGCAUAGCGGAUCAUUUCCAUUGAAAUUCUUAGAUGGCAUGACAAAUGUAUAUAGAAGUGUUCAGAAUGUUGUUGUUAAAAUUGGGCCACGUAAUCCAGCAAACUAUAGUUUAUUGAUAAAUUGUCAUUUUGAUACCUUUCCGGAGAGUCCAGGUGGUUCUGAUGAUGCUGCUGGAUGUGCUGUGAUGUUAGAAAUAUUACGCGUAAUUGCUUACAGUCCACAGUUUUUGAAGCAUAAUAUUAUUUUUUUAUUUAAUGGAGCAGAAGAGAAUUUAUUAGAGGCUUCACAUGGUUUUAUAACGCAACACUCUUGGGCCAAGGAGAUUAGAACUUUUAUAAACUUGGAAGCAUGUGGUGCAGGUGGCAGAGAAUUACUGUUUCAAGCUGGUCCUAAUAGUCCAUGGAUUUUGGAGAUUUAUUCUAGAUCAGUUCCAUAUCCAUUUGCAUCAUCCUUGGCGCAAGAAAUAUUCGAAAGUGGCAUUGUUCCUGGAGAUACUGAUUUCCGAAUAUUCCGAGAUUUUGGAAAUAUUUCUGGUGUAGAUUUUGCUUGGUCAACCAAUGGUUAUGUUUAUCAUACAAAGUUUGACACAGUCGAUCAAAUUCCAUUAGGAUCUUUGCAGAGGACUGGAGAUAAUAUUCUUGCUCUUGGCCGAGGAAUAAUGUUAGAGGAUUUGCCGGAUAUAACGUCACAGAAUGCAGUAGAAAAUAUUGUAUUUUUUGAUUUUUUGGGUGCAUUCGUUAUCAGAUGGCCAUUGUAUGUUGCAAGCACAAUAAAUAUUCUCUCUAUUUGUAUAGGAAUAUAUUCUAUAUAUAUGAGUAUACAAAAUGCACGCAAAGAUGCAAAGAAGUUCACAUAUUUAAAACAUUUAUUAAUUUGCGUCGUUGUUAUUGUUAGUUCGUGGCUCCUAUCAUCGUUUAUAUGUACAACGAUUGCACGAACUCUUACAAAAUUAGGAAAAGUAAUGAGUUGGUAUGUAAGACCAGCAUGGCUAUUCUUUUUAUAUGUUUGUCCAACUGUUUUCACCUCAAUGAUUUUAUUCUUGUACAUUGGAACUCGACAAAAGAAGGAAAUAAAUUCCAUGUGGACUUUGUAUCAAAUUUAUUGCGAUGCAUAUUCUGUUAUAUGGAUGGUAAUACUUUUCUUAUGUAUUUUACUUAAGAUAAGGUCUGGCUUUAUACCUUUGUAUUGGGUUUUUUUUCCUGCUGUUGGAAACGUAUUACGUCUUAAUUAUUUCUAUAAAUGGAGAGGCUGGAAAUGGCUUUGUUACCACAUAGGAAUGCUCACUUUACCCUAUACGCAAUCAUUUUAUUUAACACUCGGUGCUUUGUAUCUUUUUAUUCCUAUAAUGGGACGUUCUGGCGGUAGCCUUAACUCUGAAGUUGUUAUGGCUAAUAUAUUGUCAUUAUUAUUUUGUUUGUUAUUUAGUUUUACAAUGCCUAUAGUAAUUAUAAUAAAGAAUGCAGAACGGAUUAUAAGCGUAUUGACAGGAAUAUUUUUAAUAGCAAUUGGAAUACUAAUAUUAACACCUCUUGGUUUCCCUUAUAGUGGUAAUCCAUUAUCUCCUGCGCCGCAACGUUUUAUGAUAGCGCACACACAAAGACAAUAUUACCAUUUUGAUGGUAGUCUAAGAUAUUCUGGAACGGGAUAUUGGCUGGUUGAUUUAGAUAUGAAUAGUCCUCACAGUGUACAAUCUAUGGUACCAGAAGUUAACGCUGCCAUACCAACGAUCAAGGAUUGUGAGAACGAGCUAUAUUGUGGUUUACCAUAUUUAAUGCCAGUUACAACAUUUUUAUGGAAGACUAGUUGGAUAUCAGGACCUGCACCAUUUAUAAAUGUUCCAACCAAAUUAGAUCUUAUAUCAAAAAUAAUUAAACAUAAUGUUACAAGUUUUACCUUUAAUGUAACAGGUCCAGAUCACAUAGGUAUAAUUAUUUCUCCGUACAAAAAUGUCCAUUUAGAAAAGUGGAGUAUAUCGGACAAAGAGCCAUUGAAAGGUCCUAUGUGGAAUGGCAGAGAAACUUAUUUCAUUUAUUAUUCUUGUGCCUCUGAUUGUAUUCCUUAUACAUUUUCUCUCGAAUUAAAUGUAUCUACAUUAAAAAAUGUCCCUUCUUUAUCAAUUGCCCUGGCUGGUCAUACAUUGCAUGGAAAAUACCAGAAAUCUUUGAGAUUUAAAGAAUUUUUAAAUCAGUUUCCACCAUGGGCUGUUAUAACACCAUGGACUGCAACAUACACUUCCUGGGAAUUUUAAUGGACCUAAACUCUGCUGUACCAAAUUAAAACCAAAGUUUUAUAUAUAUAUAUAUAUAUAUAUAUAUAUAUUUCUUGAAAAAAAUCAUAAUUAUUUAUAUGUUUAAAAAACGAGGUACCAUGGCAAUAUCAUAGUGCAGAAAAUGCAUUUAUCUAAUUGUUUCGGCCUAGAUCUAAUAAAUGCCUAAUAAUACUUGAGCAUAAUUUCAUAGUUUAUGUAUUAGUCAAUAGUUAAAGUUUGAAUUGAAAAUAGGGUUUAUAAUCUUGAGAUAUAUCUCUCUUCAGUUGUUAUUAUAAUAUUUUUUAAUUUAUUUUUAAUAAUCUAUCAAAUGAUAUGUAAAGUAUAUCGAAGAUGAAAUAAGUUAAAAUAAAUAGAAAUUAAUCAUAAAAGUAAAUUAUAUAUCUUUAUACUCGUAAGUAACUACAUUUGAAUUCAUACAUCCGAUUUGGAACAUUAUGCGAUAAUUUAAUAAACAAUUACAUUACGUUAGCAGGUAUCUUGUUCAUAAAUCGUCGUAGGAUUUUUGCAAAAAAGAAAAAUGCAAAAAGAAUAUUGUAAAUUUAUUAUAUUGUACGUUUAAAUUAUUUUGAAUAUUAGAAAUAUUUUAAUGCGUUUGUACGCGACAUAUCAUGUUGUAAAUCGUAUUUUAAAUCGCAUUGUAAGAUAGGAGAUAGGCGGUAUUUUAGGUCUCUCUUGUUUUGUAAGAGAUGUGCCAAUAUUGAUACAUACUAUGCGGCAUAUUAUAAAGCUAAGUGAAUUAAAGAAAUUUUCUUGGUUAAAUAAAAUUAAAUAGAGUCCUAUAUUCGUGCCAAUUACAAUUGGCAUCUGGUUGAUCGAGCCAUCUGUUUUGUUGUUUUUCUUUUUAUGUUAUUUGAUUUUGUAUGAUUUAUUCGAAAAAUGACAUAUAGAUGUAAUAGAAAUAGUAAAAUAUUAGAAAAUCAAUAUCGACACGUAAUGUUUUUAAAGGCUGAUACAUUGGGUUAUAAAUAAUAUUGCAUAGUUAUGCCAAGAUUAAAUAUUAAUUACGAUUUACGACAUUAGACCAUUUUUAUGGGAUAAGAUUCUACCAAUAAUAGCGUUAAUUAUGCCAACGCAUUGGCACUAUGGAGUUAAAAAGAAAAAGAUAGAAACUCAUAGAUUUUACUAAUUAAAGCGCAAUACAAUUAAGAUCUAGUUGUAAAAUACUUUGUUGACUAGGAAUAUACCAGGUGUAACUUGUUAACGUCUACAUCUAAAUCGAAGUUGAUUGUUAUUUAAAUUAUUCACACUUUAGCAAUAGAUAAUAACCAGUUAUACUGCGAAUGGCCACGAUUUCUUAGAAGAAAGAAUUUUAAAUAACGUUUCAAGCUUGUUACCACUAUUGCGUCCUAAUAUUUAGCUUCAAUUUUCAAUAAAAUUCUUACCUUUAUUUCUUCA